AUGGGCUGGCACUUCUAUUUCAGGAUUUAUUGUCAAACCUGUGGAUGGUUCUUAAGCCUGCUGAGCGCGGACGUUGCGGUGGCUACACCGCUGAUAUCCAUGGGCGCGUUACUCGGUAAGACGACCUACAUGCAGCUAGUGUUCAUGGGCAUCCUCGAGCUAAUCAUGUUCACCGUGAACAAGUACGUGGGUGAGCAUCUGCUCGUGGUAGUUGAUACUGGUGACAGCAUGUUUGUCCACGCAUUUGGAGCGUACUUUGGAUUAGCAGUCAGUUUUGUAUUUGGAAUGAAGGAUAAACCAAAGAAACACCACUUGGAGGGACCAUUCUACAACUCCGACAUUUCCGCCAUGAUAGGCACUGUGUUUCUGUGGCUGUUCUGGCCGUCGUUCAACAGCGCCUCCAUCCAAGGGGACGAUCAGCAGAGGGCCAUUAUAAACACCCUUCUGUCGAUCGCAGCCAGCUGUGUGAUCGCGUUCGCGACCUCAGCCCUGGUCUCGAAGGACAGCAAAUUCAACAUGGUGCACGUGCAGAACUCGACUCUGGCCGGCGGUGUGGCCAUCGGCACUGCAGCAGGUAUGAUGUGUCAACCCGUGGGCGCAUUGGUCGUAGGUGCUUUAGCCGGACUCCUCAGCGUGCUUGGCUACAAAUAUCUCACGCCACUGAUCCAGAAACGUCUGAGGAUCCACGACACGUGCGGUGUCCACAAUCUUCACGGAAUGCCAGGAGUGCUGGGUGGCAUCUUCGGUGCGUUGAUGGCCGGCCUAGCCACGGAAGCCUCUUACCAUUAUUCCCUUUAUGAGAUCUUCCCAGCUCGAGCACCAAGCUCUGAUGCUGAAGAUUUGGCUGAGAUAACAGACAAUUAUGGUAUAUCGGCUGGACUGAACAGAACAGCAGGACAGCAGGCCGCCUAUCAAUUAUUGGUACUUGUGAUCACUCUUGCAAUUGCCAUCGUUUCUGGAUUAAUAACAGGACUAAUGAUGCGCUUGCCGAUUUGUGGCUCGAUUUCCGAGGAGCAGAAAUUCGACGACGAGGCUCAUUGGGAAUUAGAAGAGGAAUCCUCGCAGGAAUCGAAAAGCAAAGACGGGAACAGCUGUGGCGAUCAACUACCGAUGGGCCAUAUCUGAGGAGGAUCCACCUUAUCAACAG
Molecule: messenger RNA, 1147 nt
Organism: Habropoda laboriosa
Lineage: Eukaryota; Metazoa; Arthropoda; Insecta; Hymenoptera; Apidae
Gene: Rh50
Product: ammonium transporter Rh type B
Exons: 8
Coding region: 1-1125 (374 amino acids)
Biological process (GO): ammonium transmembrane transport; ammonium homeostasis
Cellular component (GO): plasma membrane
Molecular function (GO): ammonium channel activity
Source: RefSeq, a predicted model, not a curated record